CAGCGGCCGACCAUAGAGUGUGACCCGGCGGUGCGUAGAUGCGCGGUGCGUGGCUGCGCUCGCUCGGCUCCCGGACUGCGUUGCGUCGUUCCCGUCUCAUCCGGCUCGAGGGUGACCCUUGGUCGACGCCCGGCCGACUCGACCAGGGCGCGCGAAUAACUCCAGGACGCCCCGCGCGGUCCAUCGCUCUCCAAGAUGGCGGACGCCGACUCGAGGGUCGACCGGUCGGACCCGGAGCUGCGAUUUCUUUCGGUCGACCGGAACAGUUUCAACGACCCCGCGACCCAGGCCGAGUGGACCCAGAAGAAGCUCGUCUGGGUGCCCCAUGAGACCCAGGGCUUCGUCGCCGCCGGCAUUAAGGGCGAGCGCGGCGACGAGGUCGAGGUCGAGGUCGCCGAGACCGGCAAACGCGUCCUCGUCGCCAAGGACGACAUCCAGAAGAUGAACCCGCCCAAGUUCGACAAGGUCGAGGAUAUGGCAGAGUUGACCUGCCUCAACGAAGCCUCCGUGCUGCAUAACCUCAAGGACCGGUACUAUUCUGGCCUUAUCUAUGUGAGUACUUUCUUUAAGAUUGGUUAACGUUGCUUUGGGGAGGCUUACGAUACUUUGUAACCUUGGAUUGUAGGUCUCGAAUACUGCGAAGGCCCUUCGAGGUUAGGGCGGAGGGUUACGUCGACAGGGAUAGGAAGGUUUCUACGAA
Molecule: messenger RNA, 700 nt
Organism: Orussus abietinus
Lineage: Eukaryota; Metazoa; Arthropoda; Insecta; Hymenoptera; Orussidae
Product: myosin heavy chain, non-muscle-like
Exons: 1
Coding region: 196-579 (127 amino acids)
Cellular component (GO): myosin complex
Molecular function (GO): actin filament binding; ATP binding; cytoskeletal motor activity
Source: RefSeq, a predicted model, not a curated record